AUGGGCAAGAAAAGAUCAAGAGAGGAAGCCCAGAAGGAGGUCGUCCAGAACGACCCCACAGUCGAUAAGAUGGAUGAGGAUAGUGACAGCUCAGACUCGGAUGAGGACAUGGACAUCAUUAACGUCGACUUCGAGCUGUUCAAUUACGACAAGGACAUCGACUUCCACGGCGUCAAAACGCUUCUCCGUCAGCUCUUCGACGCUGACGCCCAGCUCUUCGACCUGUCCGGGCUCAGCGACAUGAUCAUUGAGCAGAACACCAUCGGCUCGACGUGCAAGGUGGACGACAAGGCCAACGACGCCUACGCCUUCCUGACCGUGCUCAACGCGUGGGAGCACCGCGAGAAGAAACCGGUCGCGCAGCUGAUCGAGUACCUGUCCGACAAGGCCGUCAAGGCCGGUGAUUCCAGCCUGUCUGUGCUGCCUGAGUUGUUCACCUCCGGCAAGGCCCAAGUGGGCAUCGUCCUGUCGGAGCGCCUCAUCAACAUGCCGGCCGAAGUCAUCCCACCCAUGUGGAACAUGAUGAUUGAGGAGAUCCAGGACGCCGUGGACGACAAGGAGCCAUACGAGUUUACGCACUACCUGGUGGUGUCGCGCGCGUACGUCGAGGUCGAGUCGAGCUUGGACCAGGAGGAGCAGAAGCGCAAGCGGCUACGCGAUGAGAAGGGCCUGCAGUACUUCCACCCGGAGGACGACGAGAUGCGCAAGCAUGCUGUCGGCGCGGGCACCUACACGUUCACCAAGGAGGGAGACUCGGCCGAUAGCAAGCGCGCGUUCCAGGAGCUGGGCGUCAAGUCACAGGGUUUCAUGAUGCUUAUUGAGGCGGGCAAGUUCAAGCAGGCUGUCAAAGCUAUCGGGGAUUGCAUUGGCGCAGCCAACUAAUUUACCAUAAUGGAUUGCGAGAAUAUGGAAGCACCGAGAAAUGAGGGAACGUGAACGGGAAAUUUCAACGCAUCGUCAGUUCCUGCCUGCAGUGCUGUGGAUUUUGUUGUUGUUUUAAUUAGUUGCCGGUUACUUGCGUCAUGGCUAUUGGGCGGGCGCCGGCUCCAGUCUCUGCAUGAGGUACUCAACCUCCACCACCUUGGUAAGAGGAAUCACGAACUCCUCGUACAUAGCGACGACGGCCUCGACGUUAAUCUUGCGCUGGCUCUCCGCCUCGGAGGCGCCUAUUGACGGGUCGGUACCGUAGGUUUCCGCCUUAAGCUUCAAUCUCUCCAGCACCUUCUUCUCAACAGCCUGGUUGGUGAUAGCCUCUCCAAUGGCUUCGCGAUCACCGGCCUGGAUGUACUUUGUGAACUUUUCCGUCUCCGACUGGAACUUGGAUUCGGCAACAAAUUUGCCAAAGUGAAUGCG
Molecule: messenger RNA, 1353 nt
Organism: Neurospora tetrasperma FGSC 2508
Lineage: Eukaryota; Fungi; Ascomycota; Sordariomycetes; Sordariales; Sordariaceae
Exons: 2
Coding region: 1-882 (293 amino acids)
Cellular component (GO): nucleus
Source: RefSeq, a predicted model, not a curated record